Oryza brachyantha (malo sina) is the source of this 1053-nucleotide messenger RNA. Its product is annotated as vacuolar protein sorting-associated protein 25. Bases 264 to 803 code for a protein of 179 amino acids. Lineage: Eukaryota; Viridiplantae; Streptophyta; Magnoliopsida; Poales; Poaceae. The transcript has 6 exons. The record is from RefSeq and is a predicted model, not a curated record. Gene Ontology annotation, cellular component: ESCRT II complex. Gene Ontology annotation, molecular function: protein homodimerization activity; structural molecule activity. Gene Ontology annotation, biological process: protein transport to vacuole involved in ubiquitin-dependent protein catabolic process via the multivesicular body sorting pathway.
CACCGCGUGCGAGGAGACAUCCCCGGACGGCUGCAUCCCGGCGACACGCCGUCGUCGCGGCCUCUUCUUCUUCUUCUUCUUUCCCCUCGGCCUCUGCCCGCCGCUAGGCUUGCCACCGGACGGGCUCCGCGCGAGCGUGCAGGGAGCGCCGCCCGAUCGGCGCCUCGCCUUGGACCUGGGAGGCAGUCCCCCACCCCCGGCCCAGCGCUCGCGUUCCCCUCCUGAUCCGUGGGUUUUCUUGGAGUGGGGCGCCCGUGCCGGAGAUGCAGAGUUUGGGGGAUUUCAGGCUUCCUCCCUUCUUCAGCUACCCGCCUUACUUCACUUUGCAGCCUGUGCGAGAAACACGUGAAAAGCAAGUGCAGCUAUGGAAAGAUCUGAUACUUGAUUACUGCAGAAGUCAAAAGAUAUAUAUAGUCUCCCUAGAAGAAGAUUUCCCAUUGUUCUCCAAUCCAAAGAUUGAGAGAUCUCUUAGCCAUGAAGCAAAAGAAGUAUUCCUUGCUGCUCUUGUUAAUGAAGGACGUGCGGAAUGGAUGGACAAAGGUCAUAAGAAAUGCCUCAUUCUUUGGUUGCGGAUACAAGAUUGGGCAAACUACAUAUUGAAUUUUGUAAAAGAUAAUGGACUGGAAGAUAAUGUAAUGACUGUUGAAGAAAUACGUUCAGGAAUUGAAACACGUGGGACUGAACUUGCCGGAAUCGACCGAGGUGUUCUCAUGAGGGCUUUGAAGUUAUUGGAACAGAAGGGCAAAGCAGCAAUCUUUAAGGGCACUUCAGCUGAUGAUGAAGGCGUAAAAUUUUCGGCAUAACAUCCGGUUCCUGUGUGAUCCCCAACUUGGCAGAUCAAUUAUCUUGAGCAGCAUCUUUGAAUGAUGAGAAAAUUCCUCUCAACCAGUAUGCUGAUCACGUCCUUCCCAAGCAUAUUUUAUCUGCCCUAUUGUUCACUGCUGCUGCUGUUAAAUACCCAGCUGGCCUGUCCAUCUUUGACUAAAUCAUUGUGAUCAGAUCUUAAUUCAUGUCCACAAGCAUACAUAUAAAGCCUUCUGUUGUCUGAUCAAA